UGAAUAAGUGUUCACACUGUUUUACACUUUGCUCACUCUCUCGCCUCUCUCACUCUUUCUCUCUCUUUCUCUCUCUCUCUCAGGGUGAGCUUCUUCUGGCUCUCUCUGUUUCUUCCGACCAGAAGAAAUACACAAACAAGUGCUAACGUUGGAUUACAACGGAUACGACUACACAAAGCUUGCAUCGCCUGAAGCUGCAAAGAGAGAAGCUGUCGCCCUGAAAGGACUUCCUUCUCGUACGGCUCUUUAUGACUACAACAAGAUGAUUCCUUGUCAGCCACUCUCAUGUAUGUGGGCAGUCAUGUGUGUGGAUAACAGCACAACCUGGAUGGAAAUUCCAAUGGGGAAAAAGGAUCAUGCAGCCACGGUGUCUGGUUGCCAUAUAAUGUCCAUCCAAUGAUCCUGGUGCCAUGAGGGUUGAAGGCUUUGCCAUGAUGGCACACCAGAACAACCAAUCAAGAUUGAUGUCCUCACUCAUCUCUGCCAUGACAUUACCCCCUUUUGGCUCUGAAGUCUUGUCCUCUGAGGCAGAGGUGGUUCUUGGAUAUGUAUUCCACAAUGAGUCUUUGGAGUGCAACAGGACAGCAGACAUGAACAAGACGUCAGGGUCAGGGUGCGUUGCCUCGGCGACCCAAUCGCCGAAGAACUGGGUGGCGCUGCUGAUCCUGGUGGCCAUCAUCAUCACCGUCACUGGCAACAUACUGGUUAUCAUGGCCGUCACACUGGAGAGGAAGCUGCACAACGCCACCAACUACUUCCUGAUGUCGUUGGCCGCUGCGGACCUGCUGCUGGGCCUCCUGGUUAUGCCCAUUGCCAUGGUCAACAUCCUGUAUGAUUACAGCUGGCCCCUCCCCUCAACUCUCUGUCCAAUCUGGAUCUUUCUGGACGUCCUGCUGUCCACAGCCUCCAUCAUGCACCUGUGUGCCAUCUCUCUGGACCGCUACAUCGGCAUCCGCAAUCCCAUCCACCACAGCCGCUCCAACUCCAGAACCAGAGCCCGCAUCAAGAUCAGCGCCGCCUGGACAAUUUCUGUGGUAAUCUCCUUACCCAUCCCAGUGCUGGGCCUACGGAACCAAUCCAAGUUCAUCCACGGCAGAAGCUGCCAGAUGAUGGACGGCAGCUUCGUCCUGAUUGGCUCCUUCGUGGCGUUCUUCAUCCCCCUCACCAUCAUGCUGGUCACGUACUUCCUGACCAUCCGCGCCCUGCAGAGCGAGGCCACGCUUUGUUUGGACCAGCUGGUGCCCCGCCCCAAGUGGUCGUCCGCCCUGGGGUUCCUCCCCCGCGGCUCGCUCUCCUCCGAGCGCCUCUUCCUCCAGCGCUCGCUUAGCCGCGAUGGCGGCGACGCCACCGUCCCCAUGGCGUCCGGCGUUGCCCCAUUUGGCCGGCGCACCAUGCAGUCCAUCAGCAACGAGCAGAAGGCCUCCAAGGUCCUGGGCAUCGUCUUCUUCCUGUUCGUGGCCAUGUGGUGCCCGUUUUUUGUGACCAACGUGUUGGCUGUGGCAUGCAACCCCACCAUAUGCCCCCAAAGCCUCAUGGAGAUGCUGCUGAACAUCUUUGUGUGGGUGGGCUACAUGUCGUCGGCCGUCAACCCCCUGGUCUACACGCUCUUCAACAAGACGUACCGCGCCGCCUUUGCCCGCUACGUGCGCUGCCGUUGCAGGGAGGAGAGGAGGCCGCUGCAGUUCAUCCUAGUGAACACCAUCCCCCCACUAGCCUUCAGCUCCUCGCGGAUACACCUGAGGGGCGACAGGGCGCUCAGGAGGGCCACAGAGACCUGUGACCUUGGAGGAUCUAUAGGAAUGAAUGCACUACACUCCCCUAAAUCCCGCACUGGGUAUGAACCAGAAGAGAGUAUAAGCCAUGUUUAGCACUUGGAGGUUGGUCCAAAGGAUACAUGCUGCAUUUGCCCUGCAAGAGGGGAGAUCACCGUAGGUUACAGUGACUGAAACUUAACAUGAUUUGAUUUUACUUAUCAUAAAAUACAUGAUGUACAUAAUGUCUACACAAUGUAUCGUUUUUUGUAUGUGUUGUGUGUUUUAUCUUAUUUUUCUAAAGCAGCUUUGGAUGGUUUGUUAAGGUUUCAGCCAUAAUGAAGUACUUAAUUGUAUAGGCUAACACAUGCCUUGGGAUAAAUGAGACUGAAUACAUUUAAGGUGACAGCAUAGCCUACUCUCCACUAGAUAGGUCUGAUGUGAUUAUUUUCAGCCAAUGAGAAGUGGCACGCUUUGCUCUCUGUGGGAGACUUCAUGGCAUAAUUAGCAUGGCUCUCAAUUAAGGUGUUUAUUAUUUUAAUCAAGAAGGCCUCUCCUCUUUAAUUUUAGAGGGGGGAGAGAAGGGGGAUCAUAAAUACUCUGUUGCAGCGUCCAGUAUCGUUAGUGUUGUUAUUUUGAGAAGACUGUAGGGUACACCGACACCAACGGUAGGAGCCUGCUCUCGGUAUAAUUGUUCCUAUGGGACUCGUGAGUGUACCUGGAUCUCAUCUAAUUGGACGGAAAAUGGGUGACGUGAAGCUUCUCUCAAGACCUAAAAAAUGACUGACCUCGAACUCUCCUAUCUAGCCAACGGCGUGUUGAUUUAUGGGGUUUGUUAGUCACAUAUGCUAGUUUGAAACCAGCUUCUGAUGUUUUGGGUAUCCCGUUUGAAUUUAACCUUUCAUACUUUCCAACAAGCUCUUUCUUCACACCAGUGUUCAGUUUUUGAACAUGAAACUUGUGUAAUAGACUAGGCCUACUGUGAGUAAAUCCACUCCUUGUUAUUAGCCUUAAAGCCGGGUUGCGUCUUAGCCUACUUUAUGGUUUUGUGACAGACUAAUGUAAUGUGCUGUUGCUGAAUCUUGGCGAUGCGUUCUUACGCAUCUCUGCGACCUGAUAACUGUUUCUUACAGGACCAUAAAAAUGCUUGAUGCCAAAACACAGACUCAUGGAUGGGGCAAAGGAGAGACUUAUUUCACCACGGUACGUCUCACAACAUUGGCUCUGUAAUGGCUGUAUAGAAACAACGUAUAAAUGUCAGAUUAUUAAAGAGAUAUGUUGUGCCUGUGUAUGCUUGGACUUCUGCCAUUACACUCUCAGCAGUCAGACUAAACACCAAACAAUCAGCUUUUAACUCUCACUUGAUUAGGUCAUAACAUCUGGUAGUCUAAAAAUAUAUGCAAAUACCCCCAGAGUAUAUGUGUCAAUUUAAAUCAUCUUCAAAAUCGGCAUCAACAUGCCACCUAGUGGUCAUGUUAAGAACUAUUCUGGGGUCCACAAUGAAGUCACCUAUGCCUGCACUAGUGGGAUUCACUCAAUUACGUGGCUGUCUGUGAAUGCAUCGACUUGCAUAGAUAGAUAGUUGCUCUGUCAGAUGACGGUAUUGAUUCGUAUAUGUUUUCUCAUGUAAAAAAAAAAGAGUCGUCACGAACAGGAUUCGAACCUGUGCGGGGAAACCCCAUUGGAUUUCGAGUCCAACGCCUUAACCUCUCGGCCACCGUGACUGCAAGAGCGCGUGCGCAGUGCAGUGUUCUUGUUCUUCUCUGUAUCGAAACCAACCGUCAUGCAAGUAAUUGGUGCAGUGUUCUUGUUCUUCUCUGUACCAAAACAACCAUCUCGCGAGUAAAUAGUGCAGUGUUCUUGUUCUUCUCUGUACCAAAACAACCAUCUCGCAAGUAAUUGGUGCAGUGUUCUUGUUCUUCUCUGUACCAAAACAACCAUCUCGCGAGUAAAUAGUGCAGUGUUCUUGUUCUUCUCUGUACCAAAACAACCAUCUCGCAAGUAAUUAGUGCAGUGUUCUUGUUCUUUGGAACAAAAUCAACCAUCUCGCAAGUAAUUAUUGCAGUGUUCUUGUUCUUCUCUGUACCAAAACGAACCGUCUCGCAAGUAAUUAGGCAGUAUUCGCAUAUGUCAACCUACACAGAUUUCCCGUAAACUGUACGGAUUGCCCCCCCCCCCCCCCCCCCC
Messenger RNA from Clupea harengus (Atlantic herring), 3938 nucleotides. It is a transcript of the gene htr2ab, whose product is annotated as 5-hydroxytryptamine receptor 2Ab. Gene Ontology annotation, molecular function: neurotransmitter receptor activity; G protein-coupled serotonin receptor activity. Gene Ontology annotation, biological process: G protein-coupled receptor signaling pathway, coupled to cyclic nucleotide second messenger; serotonin receptor signaling pathway; release of sequestered calcium ion into cytosol. NCBI's taxonomy places the organism in Eukaryota, Metazoa, Chordata, Actinopteri, Clupeiformes, Clupeidae. Gene Ontology annotation, cellular component: plasma membrane; dendrite. The record is from RefSeq and is a predicted model, not a curated record.